GAAUCCAGAGUCUUAGCACAUGCUUUUGCUCGGAUCAGCUAUCGACAGCUUGACCUACGACCGAGAAUAGGAAAUUGACGAACCUCUGGAUACUCUCUGACGGCGAAACUUCCUACAAAUCACUUGAGCAAGCCUUCGAAUUGUUUCAGCCUUAGUUUUCAAAAAUGGCUUCGUUCAUUCUGCGCGACGUUCGCAUCUUCACAGGUGAAGAGACAAUCGAGGAAGGCUUCAUUCACGUCGAAGAUGGCAAGAUUAAAUCCAUUGGUCCGGUGUCAGAUGCAACCCACGCCUCUAUCAAAACCUACUCCAAACCGGGACAUACGCUUCUACCGGGCCUAAUCGACUGCCACAUCCACGCCGAUAUGGCCGAUCCAGAAGCCCUUCCCCAGGCCCUGCGGUUGGGCGUAACGACUGUUUGCGAAAUGCAGAACGAGCUAGACAACGUACGGAAGCUUAAAAAGCAGACACUAGAGCCAGAUACUGCUUCAUACAAGACAGCCGGUCAGGCAGCGACCAUUGAGAACGGAUGGCCAAUCCCGGUGAUUCUAGCACAUAACAGCAGCCCGGAAGUUUUGGCGGAGAUUUCCAAAUGGCCUAAAUUGACAAAUCGGGAGAACGUGAUCGAGUACCUGGAGUGGUCGACGAAUGAGAUGCAGCCUGACUAUAUUAAGCUGAUGCAUGAGAGCGGGGCGAUGAUGGGUCGCAAACUCGAUUAUCCAACUGUUGAACUGCAACGCAUUAUCGUGGAGGAAGCGAAGAAGCGCGGAUAUCUGACUGUCGCACAUGCUACAUCUCUACAAGAUACGCUUGACGUUCUGGAAGCGGGCGUGAACGGUCUUACGCACACAUUUUGCGACAAGCCACCAACCAAGGAAAUCAUUGAUGCGUACAAGAAGAACAACGCUUGGCUCAACCCGACUCUUGCAGCAAUGGGUAGUUUGACGACCGAGGGCAAAGAUCUUCAACACCAGUUCGCCCACGACCCAAGGGUGAAGGGCUUGAUCAAUGAAGACCGAGUGGGCAACAUGUGCCAGUGCAUGGCUUUUGCUCUAGAGCAUGGAAAGGUUCAGUACGCAUAUGAGAGCGUUAAGGUGUUACGGGAGGCGGGUGUUGACAUCCUUUGUGGUAGCGACUCCGCAGGUCCUGCGAAAGGGACCGCAUUUGGGCUCUCUAUGCACCACGAGUUGCAUCUAUUUGUGCACAAAGUGGGCAUGAGUCCCCAAGAAGCCUUGCGCUCAGCUACCAGCUUAGUCGCGAAACGCUUUAAGUUCGACGAUCGCGGUCGUUUGGAGGAGGGGUUGAACGCCGAUCUGCUGCUGGUCGAGGGCAAUCCGCUAGAAGAUAUCGAUGCGACUUUGAAUAUUCGCGGCGUUUGGCGUGAUGGGAACUUAUGCAGUGCGCAUGCUUCGAAGAUGGAAACGGGUACACCCUGAGCAACAGUGCGCACACUUGUGUUGAAACGAACUUACAUGUCGAAGCACAGGAUGACACGUUGAAAUUACAGUAGCUUCAUGAACAAUUAACU
Molecule: messenger RNA, 1525 nt
Organism: Cucurbitaria berberidis CBS 394.84
Lineage: Eukaryota; Fungi; Ascomycota; Dothideomycetes; Pleosporales; Cucurbitariaceae
Exons: 2
Coding region: 165-1433 (422 amino acids)
Molecular function (GO): hydrolase activity, acting on carbon-nitrogen (but not peptide) bonds
Source: RefSeq, a predicted model, not a curated record